Emys orbicularis (European pond turtle) is the source of this 896-nucleotide messenger RNA. Its product is annotated as ribonuclease T2-like. The record is from RefSeq and is a predicted model, not a curated record. Gene Ontology annotation, molecular function: RNA binding; ribonuclease T2 activity. Gene Ontology annotation, biological process: RNA catabolic process. Bases 49 to 783 code for a protein of 244 amino acids. Lineage: Eukaryota; Metazoa; Chordata; Testudines; Emydidae. Gene Ontology annotation, cellular component: extracellular region. The transcript has 10 exons.
GGCAGCGUCUCUCUCCGGCGCCGGCCAGAUUGGACUGAGCAGGGGACGAUGGUGCGUGGGGCCGUGCUGGCGUUCCUGUGGCUGGCCGGAGCGGAGAUGCUCCGGGAGGAGCAGGUGGAGCGAAGCUGGUUUUGCAGCUGGAAGUGCAUGAAGUUUGUCCAGAUGUGGCCGGGAUCGUUCUGUGUGGCUCUAGGGCCGAGGUUCGACUGCAUCGUCCCCGAGUCUGCCGACAGCUGGACCAUCCACGGGCUCUGGCCCAGCAACGUCAUGAACUGCUGCAGCUGCUGGCACCUCUUCCCCUCUGACCUGAUGGAUCUGCCCAAGCAGCUGGCCCAGCACUGGCCCACCUUCCUCAAUGCCAGCAGCUUCAACUUCUGGAAGGAAGAGUGGCAGAAGCACGGGACCUGCGCUGGGUGCAUGGAGGCCUUGAGCUCCCCCAGAAAGUACUUCGGGGCGGCCCUCAGCCUGCGCACCAUGUACAACAUUGACGGAGCGUUCCAGAGAGCUGGGAUCCUCCCGUCCUGCAAUCACAGCUACCAGCUCCACACCCUCCAGGAGGCUUUGGUGCCCAUUCUGGGGAAGGAGCAUGUGCUGCAGUGUGUGACCGACGGCCAGGCCCGCCAGGUCCUGGUACAGCUCAAGGUCUCGCUCUUCAGCAACUUCUCUGCCGGGUGCCUGGAGGAGGGAGCCCGGGAUUUCUCCCCCUACCGGCCCUGCGAAAACCAGAGACGCAUCUUCUACUUCCCUCCGAACCAGAAGACCCCACGGGACCCCUGCCCCUGACUGGGGUUGGGGGUAGGGGUGGGGCAGGAGAGUGUCAGGGCUCAGCAGCAGAGAGCCCCAGGGAAGGCUGGAAAUCAGGGGCCCCGUCACCAGAAUAAAGUGCUCGGGAAGGA